This is a messenger RNA of Penicillium daleae, 2799 nucleotides long. Its product is annotated as tetratricopeptide repeat protein. Bases 1 to 2799 code for a protein of 932 amino acids. The record is from RefSeq and is a predicted model, not a curated record. The transcript has a single exon. NCBI's taxonomy places the organism in Eukaryota, Fungi, Ascomycota, Eurotiomycetes, Eurotiales, Aspergillaceae. Gene Ontology annotation, molecular function: protein binding.
AUGGCCGAAUCCAUCUACCCUCCCACGCUCAAUGGCGUUUUCGAUGCCCCCCUCAACGCCCGAUAUGACCCCGUUCGCUUGACCUCCGACCACAUUGUUCCCAUUUUCGAGCUACCCCUCGCACGCAAACUCCUCGGCCACGAUGCUUCUGAUAGCGAAGCUCUUGCGAAGAUCUCCAAGUCCGAGAUUUCCUAUACCUCCUUCGUUGCCGACCAGGCCCGCGCUGCCCUUCAAACCCCGCGCGAUGACUUGACAUCGGAGCAAAUGCAAUCGCAGCUCCUGCACAUUGGUCUCGCAGCGCUGUUCAGUUUCCUACAGUCAAACGUUACCGGGCCACCCCUACACUUUAACUCGGCAGAUGUGGUUUUUACUCCUUCUCUGCGAAGCGAUAUUGCUACGCUUCGAGCUGUGCGGGCCAAGAUCAUCCGUGAUCUUUCUGUUGAUGGAGAAGCGGCUUACAAACUCACACCCAACCCUGAACUCUUCUCGAUCGCCAAGGCUCUGCUCGUUGACGCGAGUAAUGAGGGCGCAGUUCCGGCAAAGACGGCGCGCGUGCGUGUCAAUUUCCUCCAUCAGAAGAUGCUCUCCGAAGUUACGAGUACCUUGCAGGACGAAAUUUACAAGGAUUUGGAUGGGUUGGCCAAGGCAGACCUCGAUACUGAAGAGAGAAGUCACUUUUUGCUAGAACGGGCUAUUAUCAACACACAUCAUGGAUUCGAUGGAAAAGCCCGUGCGGAUCUAGAUCAGGCAUCCCAGAUCCGAAACUUCGAGUUUGCAUUGACCGGAAAGCUGGGAAAGCGGACGAAGUUCCAAGAUCGCGAUAUCAGUCAGCUUGUAGUUUUGGCUAAAAGUGCUGACGAAACGCCCAAGUCGACGGACCCGUCCGGUCCUAAGAACCUGGACCUUAAUGACGAUACACUCCUAGAAGCCAUUUCAUUUGCGGAUAAGAAGUUAACGACGGUGUCGGACGAGCUUCCCGCGGGCCUGCAGUCUAUUGAUCCUAAUGAUCAACCCAUUCUCAACCCCGUGGACUCGGCCAUCUUGCUGGCUAUGGCGUCUGCUAUCACCAACACUUCCCCGGAGAACGGUUUGACCCGAGAGGAGACUCAACCUUAUGCCGCCCGUGUUUUGGAGGGCGGCAGCUCGAACUGGCAGAUCUAUACAGAAGCACUGCUCGUCCGCAGUCGCGUGGAAGGGUUCCGCUCGCGUACCGUAGAGAGAUCUGUUCUGCAGAUGCAGGCACUUGUUGACCAAGUCAUUGCGGAUACCGCCACAGAUGACUCCGCAGCUCAGCAGCCCUCUUCUGACCCUACCACAUUCCUGCCACGGCCGGAGAAAUCCGAGUCGGCCCCUGCUGCCGAUCGAUUGGAAUACAUUUGGUUGAUGAACUUCUCCACCCGGUGGAGCCUGGAGGCCGAAUUGGCCAAGCGCUGGGUCGAGCUGGGUGGUCUCCGUACUGCUCUUGAAAUCUACGAGCGCUUGCAGAUGUGGGCUGAAGCGGCGCUUUGCUAUGCAGCUACCGAGCGCGAAGCCAAAGCUCGAUCUGUGGUUCGCCGGCAGCUGUACGAGGCUAAGGGUCCUAACGAAGAUGAUGAGAAUGAGCUGUUUGAAGGCCCGGAGCGAUCUACAUUGCCGGCAGAUGCGCCCCGACUCUUCUGUAUUCUCGGAGAUAUUGAGAAGGACGAGAAGUUGUACGAGCGUGCCUGGGAUAUCUCAGGACAACGAUAUGCUCGGGCCCAGCGCUCUCUCGCUCGACACUACUUGGGUCUCACGCCGCCUGAACUGGAGAAAGCUGAGGCUGCCUACCGUAGGGGUCUGCACGUCAACCGCCUGAACGAGAGUUCCUGGUUUGCUCUGGGAUGCGUGCAACUCGAGCUUCAGCGGUUUGAGGAUGCCAUGGAGUCUUUCACCCGUACCGUGCAAUUAGAUGAUACCGAUGCGGAGGGAUGGAGUAACUUGGCCGUUGCCACGCUACGCUCAAAAGACCCCGAGCCGUCCCAGGAUGAAGAAAUCGAUGAAAGCACGGGCGAGAAGAUAGUCAAGGAGGUUGAUCCACACAAGCGCAAGCGAGACGCCCUGGCGGCCCUCCUACGCGCUGCUCAACUUAAGCACACUGAAGUCCGUAUUUGGGACAAUGUGCUUACGGUAGCAGCCUCCAUUCCACCACCAGCAACUCCCUUCCGCGACGUGGUCACCGCCCAGAAGCGAGUUAUUGAGCUCGUCGGCGAGAAGAAGGGCGAAAAGUGCAUUGAUCUUCCUAUUCUUAGCGUGCUCGUGGACUUCCUCGUCACGGCCUUCGAGUACGAAUCCCUCCGCAUCCAGACCGACGAUGGCCCGGUCGUCCGCACCGGCACCAUCCCAGGCCAAAUCAUUUCCCUGGUGGACAACAACGUCGUCCCUCUCAUUACCCACUCAUCUGCUCUGUGGCUCCUCGUCGCUCGCGUGGAGAUGUUCCGCAAUCGCCCCAGCCGUGCGCUAGAUGCCCAUGAGAAGGCAUGGCGCGCUACCAUCGCUGCCUCUGCGCAGGGUGCGUUCCAGAUGGGGGAUGAGAAGCCUUGGAUGGCCGUUGUCCGGGCUACGGAGAAGCUGGUGCGCGAUGGAUAUGCGCGGUACGGACCCAUGGACCACGAAGAGCAGAAGGCCGAGGGCGACGCUGAGGCGGAUAUGGUCAUGCGCGACUGGCGGUUCAAGGCCCGGAGUGCUGUUCGUGGAAUUAUGGGUAAGGGUAAGGAGUUCUGGGAGGAUUCGGAGGGUUGGGAGCUGCUUAAGGAGUUGCAGACUGAGGUCACUGGAAACUAG